GGCAGCUGCUUAGGCGUCUCGGUGCGUGUGGGAGGAACAUGGCCGACCGCCUCACGCAGCUGCAAGACGCCGUGAACUCGCUCGCAGAUCAGUUUUGUAAUGCCAUCGGAGUACUGCAGCAAUGUGGGCCUCCUGCCUCCUUCAGCAAUAUCCAGACAGCAAUCAACAAAGACCAGCCGGCUAACCCUACAGAAGUGAGGGGCAGCAAGACUGUCCCAUCAGGCAGCUUGUGGUCAUCCCAUCAGGCCGCCAGCUUAUAUAAGCUAGAAGAAGAAAACCACGAGGCGGCCACGUGCCUGGAGGAUGUGGUUUACCGAGGCGACCUGCUUCUGGAGAAGAUCCAGAGCGCGCUCGCUGACAUCGCGCAGUCGCAGCUGAAGACCCGCAGCGGCUCCCACAGCCAGGCGCUCCCGGACUCCUAGCGCCCGGAGGCUGGUGCUGGAGCAAGGACUGUUUUAAUGCAUUAUGAAUUCUGCAUCAUCAGAUUAAAUACAAGCCUUACCAACAGUUAGGGAAACAUACACUAUAAUACUUGUUACCUUUUUAGCUAUUUUAUUAAUCUUCUAUUUUCACUCUUGAUAAAUAAGCAUACAAAAUUGUAAUUGAACCAGCUUUAAACCAUCACUAUGCUUUCAGUUUUUUACCUGAAUGAAAUUAUUAAAAGAUACUGCAUUAAUGUUCAUAAUAUAGUUAAACAGACACCCUACAAAGCUCUGUCUUUUUUCUUGCCGUGGAUAGAACCUCCAGGCCUAGCAGAAGCUGGGCAAGCUGUUUGCUGCAGUUACACCACCAGCCACAAGUUGUGUCUUAUUUCUGCAGUCCUUUCACAAUCCACAACAUCCCUCGAGCGGGAGGUAUGGGAUAUUUUGGUCUAUAUUGGUAUCCUUCAGAUACCCUUAGGAGGUAGCAUUUUAUGAAUAUGGAACUUUAAGCAAGUUUCUCAAACUGUUGCUUUUAAGAAGCACAAGGAAGGCUCUUCCCUUGCUAACUUGCUGCCUUCUGCUGCCAUGAGCUGUUGCCCCCUCUGCCGUGUGCCACCCUCCCUUGGAGCCAGCUGACUGGACUGAAACUGUACAAACCGUGAGCUGAGUACACCUUCCCUUCCUUAGAAAGGAAAGAAAAGGAAGAUGGGUGUAUGUAG
Molecule: messenger RNA, 1141 nt
Organism: Octodon degus (degu)
Lineage: Eukaryota; Metazoa; Chordata; Mammalia; Rodentia; Octodontidae
Gene: Med21
Product: mediator complex subunit 21
Exons: 4
Coding region: 39-422 (127 amino acids)
Biological process (GO): regulation of transcription by RNA polymerase II
Cellular component (GO): mediator complex
Molecular function (GO): transcription coregulator activity
Source: RefSeq, a predicted model, not a curated record